This is a messenger RNA of Sarcophilus harrisii (Tasmanian devil), 3018 nucleotides long. It is a transcript of the gene ERI3, whose product is annotated as ERI1 exoribonuclease family member 3. The coding region runs from base 277 to 645 and encodes 122 amino acids. Gene Ontology annotation, molecular function: nucleic acid binding; 3'-5'-RNA exonuclease activity. Lineage: Eukaryota; Metazoa; Chordata; Mammalia; Dasyuromorphia; Dasyuridae. The record is from RefSeq and is a predicted model, not a curated record. Gene Ontology annotation, biological process: exonucleolytic trimming to generate mature 3'-end of 5.8S rRNA from tricistronic rRNA transcript (SSU-rRNA, 5.8S rRNA, LSU-rRNA). The transcript has 5 exons.
GCCCACGGCCCCGGCGGCGGGCUCGUCGGUUGGCCAGCACGGCCGCCCGUCGGCGGCGCCGCGCGGGGUCAGAGGGCACGGAGACUUCUGGGUGUUCAAUGGUAGCAGCAUUUGGCCGUCCUGGGACAGUGAGGCUCUCUCCAGACUCGCUGUGGAAGGCGAGGACAGUGCUGGGCUCUCCUCCUCCUCCUUCUCCUCCUUUUUCUCCUCCUCUUCGUCCCGGAGCUCGGCUCCAUCUCCGGCAAGACGCUGGCGACUCACGGCUUCGGGGUGGCCAUGGCGGCCAUGGCGGCCAUCCCUCCACAGAGGUACCACUACUUCUUAGUGCUGGACUUCGAGGCUACCUGUGACAAGCCGCAGAUCCAUCCUCAGGAAAUCAUCGAAUUCCCCAUUCUGAAGUUAAAUGGUCAGACAAUGGAGAUUGAGUCCACAUUUCACAUGUAUGUGCAGCCGGCCGUCCACCCCCAGCUGACACCCUUCUGUACAGAGCUGACUGGGAUCAUUCAAGGCAUGGUGGAUGGCCAACCGAAUCUCCAGCAGGUGCUUGAGAGGGUUGAUGAGUGGAUGGCGAAGGAAGGCCUUCUGGAUCCGAGCGUCAAGUCAAUCUUUGUCACCUGUGGAGACUGGGACUUGAAAGUGAUGUGAGUAUUGGCCAUUGAGACCAUGGGCAGCAUCUGGGGAGGGGGACACCCAAGCAGGCCCUCAGAGGCAUGGCAGAGCCCCACUCUGUUCUAGGCCUUCUUCCCUGGGCCACACUCUGCUGCUGGCAGGUCCAGGCCAGACACACGGAACCAUGGUCCUGGAAAGGGGAAGAAUGGAACCCCCCCCCCUUCCCCUACUGUUGUGCCCAGACUUUGGGAAGCGAGUCCAUGGUGGUCCUCGAUGGGCUGAGGCACUGUGGGGGGCAUGCUUCCCCCCUUGGCCCCCGUCUGCAGGGAAGCUGUUUUCUGCCAUCCCUGGCUCUGAGGCUUCUGCUAGUCCUAGGGCUGGGAGGCCUACCAGAGGGCUGAGGGUUGUUUGCUGAGGAUCCUCUGGCUGAAGCAGGAGAGCUGGAAGGACCUCACUCCCGCCACCCAGCAACGUUUUCUCUUUGAGUCCCCCAGUGCUUGCUUGCUAGGAUCAUAAACUCGGAGCCGCCAGGGACCAUCAUGGCCCACCUCCUCAUUUAACAGACAAGGACGUGGAAUUCGAGUGAAUUUUCCAAGGUUGUUCAGGGAGGAAGUAUCAGAGGUGAAAACCGAACCCGGGUCUUGUCCCUCCAGAGCUGGGGCUGCCCUCUCUAUUAGAUGUUGAGAAGGUAGCGCCCCUGCCACCAACCUUCCCCCUCAGGGGAAACAAGUGAAGGAUGGGGGAGGGUCCCAUGUUAUUCCCCCAGCUCACACUCUUCCUCUUCUGGGCCCCAGAUGCACCCCCAUCCUCAGAGUCACAGACAGCCAUAUGGGAGGGGAAGAACCAUGUGGAAAAGGGUUGGAGGCUGCCAGGAGCUCUGGGUGGUUUGGUGGAGGCCUUUAGUGCAGAGAGGACACUGAAGGGUCAGACUCUGGUGGGGAAGAAGAAGUUAGAAUCGUGAUGAAAGCGGCUUGGGGGCUUAACUGGCCACAGGCCCUGCGGCUGUCUGCAUGUGCAACUCUCCCCAUGAAUGGCCCUUGCCAGGGCUGGGCGGGCUCUGGGGUUGGGAGAGGGAGGCAGUAGGAGGAUGGGGCCUCUUUUCUGGCCCCUCUGCCCCCAAGUCUCUGACAGUGCUCAUGGUGGGGGCCAGGCCAGCUGGUUCUGCUCUAGGAUCCCAGCUCUGGAUCCUCAGAAGGGCAGGGAUGGAGCCUGCUGAAGGGCAACAGGUUGGGAGCUCCCAGCUCUGGGUUGGAUGUGGCAUCUGUCGGGGAGCCCGGAGCCAGCUCGGGUCUGGUACCUGCCCAGGAGACAGGUGUGUCAGAAGGAAGCUGAUGGGCUGGGGAGGCCUGGGGCUGGCGGGCCCGUGACUGCCACUUAGCAGCCAGACCCAGGUUAGCUGUUGGGGAGGCAGCCUCUUAAUUAAAUGUCAAACAAAAUCAAAGCCGCCCGGGCGGACGUCCACUCCAUGUCCGUGACAGCGCAUCCGAUGCUGCGGUGUCCCCGUAACCGCCCUUCUGGGGCUCCGCUCGCCUCCACGCCGGCUCACAGAGGGUGUUCUUAUCACAUGGGCUGCUAAACUGACCUCCGUAGCUUGUUAGUGGCGCGGCUGCAUCUUGUCGGCGGGCAGGUUCUCCCUGCAGUCCCUGGGAGCGGGGCGGCAUUCUCCCGGCUCUCCCACCCUGGCUGAGGCAUGCGGUCUACCUGAGCAGUGAGACUUGUCCCCUCAGUGGCGCCCGGUGCUCCUAUCUUAGCUUCUGUGGACGUGGAGGGUUAUUAGUGGGGGCUGAUGCCCAGCCCCUCCUCCUGGCCCUGCUGCCGUCCCCCGCCCUCCGCCCCCUGCCCCCAACCUGCCUCCCAGGCAGAGCUGAGUGUGGCCUUUGCCAGUCAGGCUGACACACAGUACGUGGCCCUGGUUUGUUUCCUCACCAAGUGGCCAAAGCCCAGCUCUGGGGGCUCCAGGGACACCCUGGCUGGGCUGGAUUGGUGGAUUCGAUUCUGGAGUUAGCAUCCGCGAGCUUCCUGGCCGUGGGAGGGAGGGCAAGGAGCGGGAGAUGGCGCGGAGAGCGACCGGAGAUUGCUCCUGCUCCCCUCUUCUCACUCGGCCCCAUUACUUGGGGCUGGGGGCGGGCAGGGGGCACAGCAGCCUGCCUGUCCUUUCUGCUUCUGCCUAGACACGUGACUGACUUAGGCCUGGCAGCCUCUGUGGGCGAGACUGCCCCUCCCCCCAGCAGGGCCAGGAGAGACGGGCUCCUCCGAGCCCCUGGAGUAGAAGGGGAUGGUGGUGGGCUCUGUGCCCCCAGGGCCAAGGGGCAGGCUUCCAGAGAUGCACCUUGCUGGGUGCCCCCCAGCUGGGGGCCUCAGCCUGUCAGCCCUUGUCCAUUUCCUUUGACCCUCAGAUCUCGGGUGGGG